GUCAAUUGUCAAACCUCUCGAUAUUAAAAGAUCGAACGUCUCAGUCUAUUUUUUGUUUUUGUAUAAUUCUAACUAAAAUGCAAUAUUAAAAAAACUAUGAUGAACCAUUAUGUGAUUUUUUAAUCAUUGAUUAUUGUAAUGGAUUUGAUUAUGAAAUUGAACGUGCCUCAACGAGAAAAGCUCAUAGUAUUGUAGUCGAUUCAUUUUUUGUUGAUGGCCGAUGAGUCGAUUUUGAUUUGCUUUCCGAGGCCGAGCGCCGAGUCCACGAUAACCUCAAUGUCAAUAUUAUGACAAAACUUAGUUUCUGAUUAUCUUCAUAUAUAAGCCUAUUUCUAUUAUAAUAAUUUCUUGCAGAAGUUUUUCAAGUGAAAAUGAUAUGUCGACGCAAUUAUAAAGUGAACCAAAUUGAAAAAUGUGGUAUGGUAUUUUAUUUAGGUUCUUUCGUAGGAAGAUCGUAUUAGGCAUAAUUUUUGGUCUUUCAUUAACAUACUGCAUUCUGAGUUUUGUUUUUGAGCAAGAUGUGUCGACCUACAACGACUCAUCCCUGAAAUCUAUGCAAGUGAAGAAAAUAGAUGACUCAUUUCUAUGGGACCCAAUUGUCGAACAUGAAAAUGAAACUGAUACCAGCUUAUUCUCCUGUCGUAAUUCUGUUCAAGGAAAAUUAUUGAUCGUUGAUGAUAGAGGAUUUAUAUGUUUGAGAUCCGAAAUAUUAUCGAAUGGAUGCUGCAAUUCACAAGGAGAUGAAGUCAUCGAAAGGUAUUCGUGUAAAACGUGUAAAGAGAAUGGUUGCUGUCAAGUGUACGAACAUUGUGUCUCUUGCUGUCUUCAUCCUGAUAAGAGGGCUCUGCUUCAAAAUAUGUUGGGAAAAGCUGGGGAUACGCUGCACAUUCUGCUGGCAACAGUUACUGACCGAUUCGAACUGUGUUUGGCCAAGUGCCGCACUAGCUCCUCCAGUGUCGAACAUGAGAACUCGUACAGAGACCCCUUAGCCAAGCACUGCUACGGUGAGAUCCCUCCAACUUCCUCUGACAAUCAAGUCAUUCUAUAACUAGACAAGUGAUGAAUGUCCUCAAUACGGGCAUUCAAUGUCAUUUAAGAUCUGAUUGUUUUAAAAUUAGUUUUACUACAAAUAAAAUAAGUUUUGUUAUUA
Nilaparvata lugens (brown planthopper) is the source of this 1150-nucleotide messenger RNA. RefSeq names its product SREBP regulating gene protein. Gene Ontology annotation, biological process: positive regulation of SREBP signaling pathway. The transcript has 4 exons. NCBI's taxonomy places the organism in Eukaryota, Metazoa, Arthropoda, Insecta, Hemiptera, Delphacidae. The coding region runs from base 413 to 1048 and encodes 211 amino acids. The record is from RefSeq and is a predicted model, not a curated record.